CGAACGUGCACUUGCAACUGAUUACAUCUCUCUUUGUGUCUCCAUACGAUAGCUUGUUCCCCGCCGGCUGGUCGUUAUACUAUACGUAUUCAUUGUGCAGAGCACUUCCCCUCUCUCUCGCAAACCAAAUACGAAAACAGCUUUGCCGACACAAUCACCUCCCGAUACCACCCACUACUCGCAUUCCCUCCCCAAUGUCAAAAAAAGCACCGGCAAAGACAAGUCGUCAAGCCGCACCUGCGGAGCCUACGGACCCUGCGAAGGCCUUUGCGAUCCCCAAGUUUAAACGCCUUGUUUCCGAGAUUCUCCGUCACUUUGGUGACGGGUCCAUCCAGUCGAGCGCCGUUGGGGCGCUACAGGAAAUAGCCGGAGAAUAUGUCACGUAUCUUCACAAGCACUAUAAAGGCAUAUCCCGUGGAAGCGAGAAAGUUGGAUCUGAGAACGGGGCGAUGGGAAUAAUGGAGAAGGUUAUGGUCAAUCUGGAUCUGAAGGAUUUGAAGGCGGCUGCCAAGGUUUACGAGGCAGCGGGUUCCGGCUCCGCUGAGGCAGGGGAUUCUCUCUCGGAGGGCUGGAAACGUUCCAUUCGCCUUCUGGCCCGCCGCGGCGGCGCCGAGAUUCCCUCUGACGGUGUUUGCAAAAUGACCUUCGACCUUUUGGUGUGCUUCCUGGAAAACAUAAUUCGUGAUGCUUUGACGUAUGCACAAUUUGGGAAGAGAAGGACCGUCAACUCACUUGACAUUGUGUAUGCUCUCAAGCGGUUGAGCCGGUCGGCAGAAGAGUCGGCAGAAGAGUCCGCAGAAGAGUCGGGGGAAGACUCGCAUGACGCCUCUAGGUGUCCCACUCCACAAGAAUCAUCCGACGGUAGUAGCUCGAAGUCGAAGCCGAAGCCGAUUCAACAACGCUCAGCAAAACGGAAAGCGCGUGAAGAUGAUGUACUUGUUGUCGAGGAGGCAGCCAACACUUUACAGGAAUCAUCCGAAGGUAGUAGUAGCUCGAAGCCAAAGCUACCCCAGCAACGCUCAGCAAAACGUAAAGCGAGUGUAAAUGAUGUAAUUGUUGUCGAGGAGGCCACCAAGCCUCCACGGCGGCACAACGACUCUGACAGUGCACUGGACAGCAGUACGGAUCCCGAUUCAGAAUCAAACUCAGAAUUCUGUUAUGCUCGGUUCAAGAAAGAGAGGGCAGAGAGAGCGCGGAGAAACGCUCGCAAGUUGGAGGAUGCCGAGUUCAAGGUCAUUCGUGACGUAAAUUUGGGGUCGCUAUCAAGCGACAUGGCCAAGGCGGCCGUCUACGAAAUCGCUUUCAACAGCAAAAGGAGCAUCAUGUAUGUUGGAAUGACCACCAAUAUGGCUGACCGCCUUCAACAACAUCUCGGCUUCAAGAAGGUCGAUAAGAAAUGCUCGCAUAUCGCUCCAAUGGUCCAAUAUGCAAUCGAGAAGAAUGUGGUUGUUCUCUAUCGUUGCGUGUAUGUCGGAUCCGGGCAAGCUGCGAUCGAUGCCGAGCAGCACAUGUUGGACAAGUACUGGUACGAGUGGAAUAAACGAGAUAAUACGCCCAAGGACAAGGCGGGCAAAAAGGCAAAAAAGGAGGCUUUAGAAAAAUCGAAGGGACAUCGGACACGAAAGACUGCAGCCUAGAGUACGUAGUCUAUGGGGGGGCGCGAUACUACUGUAGGUCCAUGUCGAUAGUUUCCAUCCAGUCUCGUCAAACCAUAGUCAAUGAAUAUAUAAGAACGUUCCGCGC
Molecule: messenger RNA, 1743 nt
Organism: Fimicolochytrium jonesii
Lineage: Eukaryota; Fungi; Chytridiomycota; Chytridiomycetes; Spizellomycetales; Powellomycetaceae
Exons: 1
Coding region: 195-1637 (480 amino acids)
Biological process (GO): nucleosome assembly
Molecular function (GO): structural constituent of chromatin; DNA binding; protein heterodimerization activity
Source: RefSeq, a predicted model, not a curated record